This is a messenger RNA of Vicia villosa (hairy vetch), 618 nucleotides long. RefSeq lists its product as uncharacterized. The record is from RefSeq and is a predicted model, not a curated record. NCBI's taxonomy places the organism in Eukaryota, Viridiplantae, Streptophyta, Magnoliopsida, Fabales, Fabaceae. Bases 1 to 618 code for a protein of 205 amino acids. The transcript has a single exon.
AUGAGAAAGAUGUUCAGCUAUAGAGAGGAAUUAGAGAGCAACAACUACUGGCAGACUUCUGUUCAAAUUGGCAGCUACAAAACCAAACACAUGUACAAGGAACUCAGAGGUGAGAAACCAAAUGUGCCUUGGUACAAGAUUUUCUAUCAGAAUGCUGCAAGACCUCGUGCGAAAUUUAUUCUUUGGAUUGCUCUUUGGGACAGAUUGCCAACAAAGAGUAGGCUGACCCGAUUUGGGAUUAUCACUGAUGGGAAUUGUGCCUUCUGUGGGAAGGAGGAGACUCAAGAGCACCUUCUUUUUGAGUGUGAAAUUACUGGAAAAAUAUGGAAAACAAUGCUUAACUGGAUUGGUAUGGACAGGAUUCCGCAUGGAUGGAGAAAUGAGAAGGCCUGGAUAUGCAUGGAAACAAUGAGGAAAGGCUGGAGAAGACUCCUCCUGAAGGUUGUCCUUGCAGAAACGGUGUAUGCGAUUUGGACUCUCCGAAAUGACAUCAUCUUCAAUAACCAAACCAUGGAUGAGGACCUACACCACAAGAUCAAGGUUAAUGUAGCUACGAGAUGCAGUGUGUUUAAUAAGCUCUCCAACCAUAUCAAUCUUGGGGGGCCUAGCAUUUGUUAG